Molecule: messenger RNA, 1648 nt
Organism: Chenopodium quinoa (quinoa)
Lineage: Eukaryota; Viridiplantae; Streptophyta; Magnoliopsida; Caryophyllales; Amaranthaceae
Product: putative disease resistance protein RGA3
Exons: 1
Coding region: 765-1640 (291 amino acids)
Biological process (GO): defense response to other organism
Molecular function (GO): ADP binding
Source: RefSeq, a predicted model, not a curated record
CCUAAGGGCUAUGUAUAGCAUUUUCUUAAUAUUUAUACUCCGUAUUUCUGUAAUAAACUAUAAGCAUGAUUAGUCAAUGAUAACAACCAAUCAUCACACAGUAAAAAUUAAAUUAAGUGAGCAUAAUAUUUUAUCUACAGUAGACUGAGCAUGAUUAGUCAAAGAUAAUAACCUGCAUCCAAUCACCAUUCGCCAGUUCGCAAGUUAACAACUCAGCCACACAUGGUUAAAUAAAAAAAAAAAUAGUAAAUAACUAAUUAAUGGUAGAAGGUGAUAGACUUGUAUUCUUAUAUUAUAAAUAGUGCUAGUUUAGAUGGAGUUUAUCACACAUUCUCACUUGCACUUUACAGUCAUUAGAUUUCCUUGUUUUCUCAUCCCUUUGUCUGCUUAUCUCACUGAAACUCCAAAUGGCUGAGUUCGGGAUUUGCCUUGCUGAAAAACUCAUUGAAAUUAUCGGGUCUGCAGUCAUCAAAGAGAUUUGUGACAUGUGGGGUUACGAAGCUAAACUUGAUGAGCUCAUGAAGAUUGUCUCCGACGCUAAGGAUGUGCUCCGUGAUGCUGAGGCCAAGGUGUAGCUCCCCGACAAAACACGCCGCUAUAUUGAGGAGUUGAAGGAUGCAGUCUAUGAUGCUGAUGAUUUGUUCGAUGAGUUCUUAACCCUUGCUGAGUUGAAGCUCCUGGAUUGCAACAAGGAUAAUAAAAUCCUUGGAAAGGUAUGGCGCUUUUUUAAAUCUAAGAAAUAUGGAAUUAGUGAAGCUCACAGAAUGUCUCGCCAGGUUAAGAAAAUUAAGAAGCAGUUGGAUGCUAUUGUUAGUGACCAUAAAAAAUUCGAUCUUAGUGUAGAUAAUAAUCCUAUUAGUAAUAAGAGGGAGGAAACUUGUUCUUAUGUGGAUGCAAAGAUUAUAAUAGGGAGGGACAACGAUAUAAAGGCUGUCAUUGAUAUGUUGUUAGGUCCUAAUGAUGUUAAUGAAAAUUUUCGUUUCGUGACUAUCGUAGGAAUGGGAGGAUUGGGUAAAACUGCUCUUGCCCAACUUGUGUGUAAUGAUAAAAAAGUUGAAAAAGAGUUUCCGGAUCCCAAGUUAAGGUUGUGGGUUUGUGUCUCUGAUCAAGGUGGGGAACAAUUUGAUGUCAAAGUUAUUCUUUGUAAGAUUCUAGAAUUAGUUUCUGGUAUAAGGCUUGAUCGUACCUCCACAUUGGAAUGGGUGCAAAAGCAAUUUCAAGAGCAAUUAAAAGGAAAAAAGUACUUGCUUGUUCUUGAUGAUGUAUGGAGUGAAGAUUGUGAGGAAUGGCGUAGGCUGCAGAGCUUCUUAACAUUGGGCCAAGAGGGUAGUCGGAUUAUAGUGACUACACGUUCGGAGAUGAUUGCAGAAAUUAUUGGGGAAAAAUAUACGCACAAGCUGCAAGGUUUGUCUGAAGAGAACUCUUGGCUCUUGUUUGAGUCUGUAGCAUUUAACAAAGGGGAACACGAGCAAGUAAAUUAUCUUGAAUUAGUUGAUAUCGGGAAGAAGAUUAUUGAAAAUUGCUCUAAUACACCGCUUGCUAUAAAGGUGGUAGGAAGCCUUUUAUUUGGUCAACCUCUGAACAAGUGGCAGGCAUUUGAGCAGAGUGGGUUGGCUGGAAUUGAAAAAGGUGGUAAUUAAAUUAUGUC